AUGUCUGGUCCCGUGAAGACGUCGUGCUAUACAUGGAUGCAGGCUAUUAGCCGCAUCGUUAAGCAGCACUCACCGGAUGAGGUUACGCCGUACAUCCACAAGAUCUUCCAGAGCUUCGAAUGGCGGGAGGAGUACAACUGCUCGCCAGUGUCCCAUGAAGAACUAGCAGCAAAACAGCACUUUUGCCUGAUGCUGAGCAAGGUUUCUCUGAAGAACUUCGCGCGCUGGAAGUUCACUACUACCUCGACAGGGCAAGGCUACCUGGAGGCCGACAUCAAUCCAGAUCCCGCGACAAUGAAGCAGAUCCGCAUCGCCACGACCCAGCUCGAGUGCCCCAGCCCGCCGGCGCCGAUGCACUGCAUGGAGCGCUACAUACAGGCCGAGCACGCCGUCGUGGCGCUCGGAAGCGCAGCGAACGUGGUGUUCGGCGGCGACAUGAGCUGGGACGACAACACCGACCUGCCGUUCCCACUCCCUGCAGGCUGGGUCGAUGCCUGGACCCUGAUGAAGCCCCACGAGGAUGGUACUGGUAGCAGUAGCACCCGCAGCGGUGACUGGAUAGAGCCGUUCAGAGCCGGAGGCCUCUGCAAUGCGCCCAGGAAACGGUCGGACAGGUUCGCGUGCAAGCUACGGGAUUACGAGCUCAGGAUAGUAACUUAUAGAGCAUAG
Messenger RNA from Lolium perenne, 669 nucleotides. RefSeq lists its product as uncharacterized. The record is from RefSeq and is a predicted model, not a curated record. Gene Ontology annotation, molecular function: 5'-tyrosyl-DNA phosphodiesterase activity; single-stranded DNA binding. NCBI's taxonomy places the organism in Eukaryota, Viridiplantae, Streptophyta, Magnoliopsida, Poales, Poaceae. Gene Ontology annotation, biological process: double-strand break repair. Gene Ontology annotation, cellular component: cytoplasm; PML body.